Molecule: messenger RNA, 2485 nt
Organism: Gossypium raimondii (Peruvian cotton)
Lineage: Eukaryota; Viridiplantae; Streptophyta; Magnoliopsida; Malvales; Malvaceae
Exons: 15
Coding region: 229-2187 (652 amino acids)
Biological process (GO): cellular response to calcium ion; de-etiolation; regulation of stomatal closure
Source: RefSeq, a predicted model, not a curated record
CAACGAGCCACACGAUUUUCCAUCGUCACCCAUUUCUCUCCGGUCUCCUUCCUUCUCACUACUAUACAUUAAACAGUUCAUUUUCAACUCAGUCAUUUCUCAACUUGUUUAUAGUUUCAGCUGCCUUCAAUUUUGUUAUAAACUUGCAUUAGAGAUUGAAUUACUUGCGGAUACCAAAGUUCGUUGAAUUUUACCAAGUUUUGUUCGCUAUUGGGAAACAUUUUAUCAAUGUUGCCUGUUUGCUCAGCCGCUGCUGGUUGUUCUUCACAUUCUCAGAUUUCUUUCCAUGGAGGUUUCCGGCCUUUCACUCCAUAUGAGAAGGACUUUCAGUUCAGAUGUAGUUCUCAAGACAAAUCUGCUUUGGGCAUGUCAAAUGGAAAUCAUCUCCAUAGAAUGUAUUUUAAACCACAAGCAACAAAAUCUUUCUACUCCGAUUUUGUUGAAAGCACUGAACAACGAGUAUCCAUGGACCUGAUUAACAGUUAUUCUAGCCCAGAUGAGUUGGUUGAUGUUAAAUGCAAAAUUUCUAAUGCAUGGAGUUCUUCAGUUGAAGCAAUAAUGUCACCCACAGAUGUAGAACUGAAAUAUGUUGAAAAUUCUAGCAUAUCUUCUGCAGAAGAGAAACUUGUGGAUUUGUCAAACCAGUCGGUUGAAAAUGUAAAUAAUUACACAGGGAUGGAGGGACCUGAAACCAUAUCAACUAUUGACACAAUACCUGAAACUCCAACUGCAGCAUCUAGCUCCGUGAACUUUGAUAAUGAUUCACUAUCCAGUGUGAAAACUGGUCUUGAUGAUUUUCUGGCUGGGGUUAACAAGUCUGUCAACUCUUCGCUAGACAAGGGAGAGAAUGCUGUGAAAAACUUAUUGGAAAAAAUUACUUCUUCUAUAACUUCUGUUAAGACGAGUACUUCUGAAGCUGUAGAUAAUGCUCAAGUUUUAGUUAACAAUAAGCUUUCAAACUUGUCAAAUGACAUGAAGGAAGCAUCAAGUAAAGCUAACAUAUUUGCUGUUGACUUGUUGAGGCGUACAAUUGUUGUAGUGGAGGAUUCUUUAUCAAACGGGGCUUCCACUUUCGUAUAUUAUUAUGCUUCUGCCAAGGAACGUCUUCCACCAGAGAUCAAAGACACACUGACUUUGUAUGAAGAGAGAACAGGAAAAGCCUUAAAGCCUAUUGGGGAUGCCCUGCAACAGGUUUACAUUGGUAUUGAGGGGCUGGAAAGGAGUCUAGGCUUUGACCCAAAUGAUCCCGUUGUCCCUUUUUUCCUUCUCACUGGCACCUCAGCCACUUUAUGGGUGUUUUACCGGGUAUGGGCAUACGGUGGUUACUCUGGGGAUUUAUCUCCUCAACUAACUUUGGAGCUCUUGUCUGGAAAGGAGAAUGUUUUACUUAUUGAUGUCCGGCCUGAGGUCUUAAGGGAGAGAGACGGCAUUCCUGAUCUUCGGCGAGCAGCUCGGUCUCGUUACGCUAGUGUAUCUUUACCUGAGGUUAAUGGCUCAAUACGGAAACUAUUGAAGAGCGGAAGGGACCUUGAUGACACCUUGAUUGCCACUGUUAUUCGAAACUUGAAAAUUGUUGAGGACAGGUCAAAGGUCAUAAUUAUGGAUGCUGAUGGUAGUCGUUCCAAAGGAAUUGCAAGAUCAUUGAGAAAACUUGGGGUUAAGAAACCAUAUCUGGUCCAGGGUGGCUUCCAGUCUUGGGUCAAUCAGGGACUGCGAAUUAAGGAACUCAAACCAGAGACAGCGCUUACUAUACUCAAUGAGGAAGCUGAGGCAAUAUUAGAAGAAAUUAGUCCUUCUCCGGUGCAAGUUCUUGGGUAUGGUGUGGGUUUAGUAGCAGCAAUUUACGCACUGCUAGAGUGGGAGAAAUCAUUACAGCUUAUUGGCAUUCUUGGCCUAGUCCUGACCAUUUAUGGGCGGGUCUCUUCAUAUGAGAGCUCUGAGGAUCUGAAGAAAGACAUAAGGUUGUUGCUAGCUCCUGUCACAUUUGGAGCUCAGGCAUUUUCAUGGGUUUCUGGGAAGUUAGAAACCAAUGGCAUUGGACUUCCAACCUCACCCUCAUCGUCAGAUGUUCAGAGCCGAGUGUUGCAGGCUGCUGCAAAGCAUGAAUCUAAACCAUCCGAUUCAGAAGAUCCAUCUGCCGACGCAAUGGCUCCAAGGAAUGAGAAAGCCGAUCUCUCUGAAGCAUAGGUGUUGACAUUUUUGGGUCCAAUCUUCUGAUGCUUGCGUAUGAUUGACCUAUCUUGCUUACCCCUUGGGCACGUGGCAUAGAAAUGGACAAAGGGUUGGUAUUGCUCGAAGCUCUGCUUCCUGUUGGAUAUGGAAUUCAAGUCCUCUGCCAGCCCUAUUGGCUAUUAGCUUGAUGCAAGCACCACCUUAAUCCUUGAAAAUAAAUGGCCAUCAACUUUAUGAUAGUUAACCAGAUACACGGAUAGUGGAGAUUUUUUAACUCUUCAAAGCUAAAAGACUUAUUUUCCUUUUCUCAGAA